GUUCAAGGACGGAUUAUGAUCCACGACCAAAUUGACAAUUUUGGUACACGUAUAAAACUUUGUGGUCAUGUCAAAGCUUCCCUUCACCUACCUGGCGGCUGCCUGGAGCCCGUGCGGCGUCCCUCUGACCUACAAACAGCACAUCCGACUUACCUUCUGACUCUGAAUACUUCGACUCUCACCACACCCGCCAGCCAGUCGCAAUGGAUCCCCAUGGCAAGAAGCGCACAGCAGACGGCUUCUCACCUACCGCCUCCGUCUUUGCUCCAUCAUCGAGCGGCUCAGAUGCACCACAAAUGAUGCGCCGCCACCGCCACCGCCGUCGUAAUAUUGCAGCAACUGUCUGGGGCGUCGAGCAACCACCGCCGCCGCCCGGCAUGCUUGUCCCACUCCCAUCUGUACUCCCUCCCAAGAACCCACCGCCACUCCCUCGCUCUUCCAGCCUCCGCGUGCAGCCUUUCAACAUUUACAAAUCGCUGCUGCGGCACCCAAACCUCUUCUUUCAGUUCUGCAUCCGGCUGCCCUACCGCACCAUCGUGUCCCUCUACAGCAUCGACAAGGAAUUCCACUACCGCCUGAACAAAUACUCCGUCGGCCUGAUCCACGAGUACGCGCUGUACCACGCGCCGGUCGCCGCGCCCAUCUUCGCCUGGAUCCUGUUCCCGCACCUGUGCAUCAGCGACCCCAUGCUGCGGCCGAUGGACGGGCGGUCGUGGCUAGCGCGCGACGUGCCCGGGUUCCGGUGGGUGGGGAUGGUGCUGGCGCGGCAGCGGAUGGUGCGGGGGAUCCUCACGUCGCUGGCGGGCGAGGGCCACCGGGUCCCACGGCAGGCGUUCGCGGUGCUGUGCAAGUUCUGGUGCGUGAUGGAGUGCCGCAAGGGCGCGCUGCGGGAGGCGUUUCUCGCGGACCGCGGCAUCUGGAGCGACGACGAGGUGCUGGUGUUUCUGCUGCUGCUGGUCAAGCUCGAUAUGCGGCUGUCGGAUCCGGUGCUGGGGAAUGGGAUUGCUGAGUUGAGUCAUAUGCUGCUGUCGCAGGAGGGGCUGGAGAUGCUGUGGAAGGUGUUGAUGGGGAAGAUGAGGAUCGAUUAUGAUCUGGCUACGGAGAUCCUGGUUCGGACUUAUUUGAGCGAGGAUCUGGAUACUGAUACGCAUACCUGGUUGGACGAUGAGGUGGAGAACGGUGUGCCUGAGGAGCAGUGGGGAUUGCUGAGCAGAGAGGGAUGGGACGUGGAAGGGAAGAGGAUGGAGAGUGCGGUCGACAUUGUGAUCAUGGAGAGCAUCAAGCGGGGGUUGGAUGUGCAGAAGUACUACCUGGACUUCGUCCUGUAUGGAUUCGUCGACGGAGAUGGUUUCAACAUUCCCGUGCCGCGGAGGCUGAGUCGAGAGAAUGGGAAGGGCGCGGUAGAGGUCGGAUGGCCAACGGAAUGGGAGCAGCAGAAGGCGCUGAUGGCCUUGAGGCAACUGACCGGUUGCGUGGCGAGGAAGCCGAUGGCUUAAGGCUAGAGAUGAGCGGCCUUGAGGCGUUGCUGGGACUGUGUGUAUGUCCUCAGCUCUUUUCACAAAAUGUGCGUUACGCGCGUGCGUGUUCACACCGUAAUACCAUGAAAAGAUUAAGAUCAAGAGCAUGAAUCGCACUGCCGUCACUUGAAGAUCAAUCGUACUUUCGUCACUUUCAAGAUCGGUCGCAGAAAGGCGGGUAUGUGGGGACACUGACAGACGCUAGUUGAUUGCGGGUGGGACUGCCGCGUGUGGUCACAGUCCUCAAGAUGCGGUAUCGAGCAAACAAACAUUGCGAGAUGAGCUUCACAAAUCAGCAACGUGUGCUUGAAACUCACAUCUCACAAUGUGCCCAGCGUAGCCUGCCUUGUCCAAUCAGGGAUCCAGCAAUA
Messenger RNA from Boeremia exigua, 1888 nucleotides. RefSeq lists its product as uncharacterized. Lineage: Eukaryota; Fungi; Ascomycota; Dothideomycetes; Pleosporales; Didymellaceae. The transcript has a single exon. Bases 204 to 1496 code for a protein of 430 amino acids. The record is from RefSeq and is a predicted model, not a curated record.